AUGAGUAUAUAAUCAGCCGUAAAAGCAUUUGUUACUAAAACUGCUCCAUCAUUUGCAGGAACAUCUUAUUCUCCUGUAAGCAAGACUUUCAAAUAAAUAAAAUUAGAAGAUUACAGUAACAAAUACGUAUUAUUAUUCUUUUAUCCUCUAGACUUCACAUUUGUAUGUCCUACCGAAAUUAUUUAAUUCUCAAGCCUAGCUGCCAAAUUUAGAGAACAUAACUGUGAAGUUAUUGGAUGUUCAGUCGACAGUCACUUUUCUCAUAUGGAAUAUGUCAACAAACCUCGUAAUUAAGGAGGAUUAGGAAAAGAACUACAAAUAGAUCUACUUUCUGAUUUAAGUAAAUCCAUCUCUAGAGACUAUGGUGUCCUUUUAGACUCUGGCAUCGCCCUAAGAGGUACUUUUAUUAUUGAUGGUAAAAAAGUACUUCGUCAUUCAUCAAUUAAUGAUCUCCCUGUUGGAAGAAAUGUUGAAGAAUAUCUUAGACUUGUUUAAGCAUUCUAAUAUGCUGAUCAACAUGGUGAAGUAUGCCCUGCUUCUUGGACUCCUGGUAGUGAUACUAUGAAACCUAAUUGGGAAUCAGAAAAAACUAGCAAUUAUUGGAAAAAUGUCCAUGCAAAUAAAAAAUGAAGAAUUUAUUAAUUCAUAAUUUUUUUUAUUUUAAAUAUUUAUUUUAUUCAUUUUAAUAAAAAAAUCAAUUAUUUUAUAUAAAAAUUUAUUAUUGUAAUUAUAUAUAAAUAAUAAUAUAAAAUUUUU
Ichthyophthirius multifiliis is the source of this 756-nucleotide messenger RNA. RefSeq names its product peroxiredoxin 2, putative. Gene Ontology annotation, molecular function: thioredoxin peroxidase activity. NCBI's taxonomy places the organism in Eukaryota, Ciliophora, Oligohymenophorea, Hymenostomatida. The record is from RefSeq and is a predicted model, not a curated record. The transcript has a single exon. Gene Ontology annotation, biological process: response to oxidative stress; cellular response to stress; hydrogen peroxide catabolic process. Gene Ontology annotation, cellular component: cytosol.